AUGGAGGGCGCUACGGAAACCCCUGAGAAUACUUUGGCGUCGAAGUACACGGCCUCUACGGACUAUGCGAAGGAUGCCGAGGGUAUGGAAGUGCCUUAUGCGAGCCAGGAUUUCAACGAGAUCGCGGCCAUGGCCCGUGGCCUCGAGGAGUCGAUUAAGAAAGGAAAGAGCCGUAGUGCGUAUAGUGCCCGCAAGACGAAAUAUUCUGUCGCGUCGUCUCCAACAGGCAUCACCGUCGACUCCUGGCGCCUGCAAGAAUCUGACUACAAACGCCGGGACCUGCCCACCUACGCCCGCGGCCUGUUCACCACCCGGACCAAGAACAACGUCCCAGAGAUUGCCAUCCGUGGCUAUGACAAGUUCUUCAACAUCAACGAGGUGCGGGAGACCUCGUGGGAGCACAUCAAGGAGCGGACCAAGGGCCCGUACGAGCUGAGCCUCAAGGAGAACGGGUGCAUCAUCUUCAUUAGUGGCCUGGAGGACGACACGUUGCUGGUCUGCAGCAAGCACUCGACGGGAGAUCGGUCUGAUGCGUCGGCCAGUCACUCGUCGGUAGGAGAGAAGCACAUUGAGCGCCAGCUGGAGCGUAUUGGGAAGACCAAGCAGGACCUUGCGCGGGAGCUGAGGAAGCGGAAUGCCACGGCGGUAGCCGAGCUCUGUGACGACAGUUUCGAGGAGCACAUCCUAGCUUACGGCCCGGACAAGGCUGGGUUGUACCUGCAUGGAAUCAACCUGAAUCUCCCGGUCUUUGCGACAUAUCCGUCCCCAAUCGUCCAGAAGUUCGCUGAGGACUGGGGUUUCAUUAAAACAGGCCUGAUCAUGAUCGACGACAUCGAUGAAGUGAAGGCCUUUCUCGAGGAGGUUGCGGAGACGGGCGCACACGAUGGACGUGAUGUUGAGGGGUUCGUUAUCCGGUGCAAGAUGACGAAGAAUCCGGGGGUGACCCCUUACCAGGACUGGUUCUUCAAGUACAAGUUCGACGAGCCGUACCUAAUGUUCCGGCAGUGGCGUGAGGCCACCAAGGCGCUGAUUUCCGGGAGGCAGUUCAAGCUGAGGAAGCAUGUCCAGAUCACGGAGGAGUACCUCCUCUACGCCCGCCAGCGCCUUGCUGCGGACCGGACACUGGGCAAGGCGUAUCAGCAGAACCACGGGAUCAUCAAGCUUCGCAACGACUUUUUGGCGCACAAGAAUCUUAAGGGGUCCGAUGCGGCCAACCUCGAGGAUAUGAAUGGACCCGCCACUGUCACCCGCGAUGUGAUCUUGGUUCCCAUUGCGACAAUCGGAUGCGGCAAGACGACCAUUGCGUUGGCCCUAGCGAGCUUGUUUAACUGGGGUCAUAUUCAGAACGACAACAUCACUGGCCCUAAGAGGCCACCGCGGUUCACUAAGGCGGUUCUGGACCAGCUUGAAGAGCACUACGCUGUGUAUGCGGACCGUAACAACGCCUUGAAGCACGAACGAAGGCAACUUCUCAUGGACGUCAAGACACAGCACACUAGCGCCCGGUUGGUUGCCCUCAACUUUGUGCACAACGAUAUCGAUGCUAUUCGCCAAGUUACCCAGGAGCGAGUGUUUGCUCGUGGCGACAACCACCAGACCAUCCAGGCUGCCACCGACAUGAACAAAGUUGUUGGCAUCAUGGAGGGUUUUAUUCAGAGAUUCGAGCCGUGCAACACGGAUCGGGAGCCCGAUGACAUGUUCGAUUUUGUCAUCGACCUCGAUCCCACCGCUGGCUCGCGAGACAACCUUGAGAUUGUCAUCAAUGAACUGCACCGCGAGUUCCCCAACUUUCUCAAGGAGGUCCCAUCGGCCGAGGACAUGGACAAAGCCAUCCAAGAGGCUUUAGAAGGGUACAGCCCUGACAUGCGCCAUACCAUCCCAGACCGCUCGAGGAAGGGUGCCAACAAGCAGAACUUGAACCAGCAGCAACAGCAGCAGCAGAGCAAAGCCAAGAAGAGGAACCUUGAGUACAUGUCCGUCGAUCUUCCCACCAAGGACAUCCUCACAGCCCUAGAUAAAACCUUCUCCCCAUCCGUCCCGCUCACCCAAACCCGCUUCUUCAAACAACUCCAAGGCACCCGUCGGGUCCAGCCCAAAUUCCACGUCACCCUCAUGCACCGCGCCUCCUCGAAGGAGCACCCGGAACUCUGGCAGCGUUACAAUUCCCUCUUUGAAACCGAUGGCGCCAUCCACCCAGACGGCCGCCUCGGUGAUGUCGACGUGCAGCUAGAGCGGGUGGUGUUUGAUGACCGCAUCAUGGCCAUCGUAGUGCGCCUGGUGCCAACGCACCCGGACGAUGAGAAUAUCAGUGGGGAUCCCUCGGGCGAUGGUAACACUGCCGCUUCGGAAGGUCCGACGCAGCCGAAGUGGGAGUGUGUCAACCGCGUGGCGCAUAUCACCGUCGGCACGCGGGACAAUGCGGUCAAGCCGAAGGAGAGCAACGAUUUGCUGGCGCGGUGGUUGGAGCAGGGCAGUGGGGAGGGCACAGGUAUUGGAGAGUUGCUGGUUGAGGGGAAGCCGUUGGUCAGGGGCGUGGUCAGGGGCGUGUUGUCGAGAUAG
This is a messenger RNA of Dichotomopilus funicola, 2559 nucleotides long. RefSeq names its product fungal tRNA ligase phosphodiesterase domain-containing protein. Gene Ontology annotation, cellular component: nucleus. The coding region runs from base 1 to 2559 and encodes 852 amino acids. The transcript has a single exon. The record is from RefSeq and is a predicted model, not a curated record. Gene Ontology annotation, biological process: tRNA splicing, via endonucleolytic cleavage and ligation. Gene Ontology annotation, molecular function: phosphoric diester hydrolase activity; ATP binding; GTP-dependent polyribonucleotide 5'-hydroxyl-kinase activity. NCBI's taxonomy places the organism in Eukaryota, Fungi, Ascomycota, Sordariomycetes, Sordariales, Chaetomiaceae.